AUGAAGUCUCUCCGAUUCAUUAGCGCCGAAGCAUUCGUGUCAAAUGCAGAGUUUGCCAGGAAGAGUCUCGGAGCUGUUACUCAUGAUCUUUUUCCGCUUCUUUUCAAAGCUAGCUAUUUACUGGAGCAAGGGGAAGUGAUUCACGACUUGGUAGAGAACUGGCCACUUUUUGAUUUUAACAUGGGAAAACUUUUGGGAGCUACUCUGGACUAUGAGGAAGACCUAAGCCAUAGAACAUGCUCAGUGUGCUUGGAAAGCUGUCUGACAGGGCUGAGAGACUAUGUGCUGAAUCAGUCUUCUCCCUACAUGAAAAAGUUGAAAGUGGUCGACCUGACGGGUAUAAAAGAUGUUGAAGUUCAAUUUUGUAAGUGCAAGAAGACAAUGGGCAGGUGGACCAGGACACAGCUGCUCUCUAAGCUUUGUUCAGACCUCCUGGUUUACCUGCAACAAGCAGAGUGCAGUCCAGGUACCUUUGAAGUCAGUAUCAAUGUACUAAUUGACUUGUUUGUUACAGAGCGGAACUAUGAGCUGGUUGUGCAGGCCCUGUUGAAGAAAUGCAGCUGUCCACUGAAAAUCUGCUGUGUGGCAUUCAGAUCUGACAACCUGACCCUGCAGAAAUUCUUCUAUAUCAUAAAGCUCACUGAUCCCUCCUUGUUGCUCAAACUGGAAAUAGUUCAUAAUGUUCACUUGGAAAUGGAACACUUGGAAAUGCUCUUCAACUGUAUCCACUUCCCUCUGUUGAUGUCCUUGACCUUGCCAGCACGAACAUUUAAUGUGCGGAGGUUCACAGCUAUGGACGAACAGAUGCUUACUAAAAUUGGCGAGAAGAUGGGUGAAAUGACACAGCUUACUGAGCUGAGUAUGUCAUUUUCUAUACUCACUGGAAGAAUACAGAAACUUCUCAGCCCACUAAAAACUCCACUGAAGAUGCUGGAUGUUUCUAACUGCUCCUUGAACCAUGCUGAUAUGGCCUUUUUAGCCAAUAGCUUCCAUGCCAAUCACUUGGAAGCCCUGGACCUGAGUGGUCACGAUAUACCUGAGCUUUACCCAUCAACAUUCUUUAAGCUCCUCAGCCAUUGCUCUUCAGUGCUCAGGAGUCUUACUCUGGAGGACUGUAAUAUCCAAGACACUCAUGUCAACAUGUUGAUUUUAGGUUUAAGCCCUUGUCAGAAACUACAGGAGCUUAAGUUUAUUGGAAACCCACUGUCAUCCCAAGCACUUAAACACCUUUUCACAUUUCUCUGUGAAUUGCCAAUGCUGAAAAAUGUGGAGUUCCCCGUUCCAAAGGAUUGCUACCCUAUUGGCAUCACCUACCCCAUUGAUGAUGCCAGUGUUUGCAGAUUUGAUCACCAAAAAUAUGAAAGGGUAGCAGAGGAGCUUAAUCUCAUUUUACUCCAAGCAAAUAGAGAUGAUGUGAAGGCUUCAACGCCACUCUUUGGGAGUUAUGAUGCAGCUGUUCAGGAGACAAACAAUGAACUGGGAGCUUACUUGAUCAAGUCCUUCAAAGAGACUUUAGAGAAGUUCACUUCUUCAUUUAACAAAAUUAAUUAA
This is a messenger RNA of Zonotrichia leucophrys gambelii, 1551 nucleotides long. RefSeq names its product leucine rich repeat containing 14B (gene LRRC14B). Lineage: Eukaryota; Metazoa; Chordata; Aves; Passeriformes; Passerellidae. Gene Ontology annotation, cellular component: cytoplasm. Bases 1 to 1551 code for a protein of 516 amino acids. The transcript has 2 exons. The record is from RefSeq and is a predicted model, not a curated record.